This is a messenger RNA of Polyodon spathula (Mississippi paddlefish), 8110 nucleotides long. Its product is annotated as xin actin-binding repeat-containing protein 1-like. Gene Ontology annotation, biological process: actin filament organization; actin cytoskeleton organization. The record is from RefSeq and is a predicted model, not a curated record. The transcript is spliced from 5 exons. Bases 496 to 7851 code for a protein of 2451 amino acids. Gene Ontology annotation, molecular function: actin filament binding. Gene Ontology annotation, cellular component: focal adhesion; stress fiber. NCBI's taxonomy places the organism in Eukaryota, Metazoa, Chordata, Actinopteri, Acipenseriformes, Polyodontidae.
CUAAUGAUUUCCACAAUCAGUGACUGACUCAGCCUGAUGGAAUACCAGCCACCCAGCUCUCCAAAAAUAGAGCACUGCUUCAUCCUCCCAACAUAGCUGCUGCACCGUGAUAAAACCAGCUGCCACAAAGCCAGGGCAGUGAAAACGCAAAGCGACACAGAACACAGUGCAGAGCAGGGCUCCUUCACACACAGCAAGAGACCAGCAGAGAACUGAAGGGACAUUUACAAUCGUUCCUCUAGGACAAGAAGAAAUAACUGACGAAAAGAAGGGUUCACUUUUGAAACUGAGAAGAGCCCAUCGAUUUCAGAACCCAGAGCCACGAGCUGUACAGCAGACCAGGACCUCAACAGACCUGUGCCUUCUGUGAAAGAGCGAUCUGCUCGCUACCUGUCGAGAGCAGCAGCUGUGAGCCCCAGAGCCAGCCCUGUAAAGCCGGUUGUUUUAACACAGGAUAGAGCUCUUCUUUCCGAUAACACGUCUAAAGCAAGGAAGAUGGCAGAGAAAGCUAAACAAACACAGGUUUCAAAAACAACAAAUGUUCAUAAUCUGGAAGAAGAUUUGCCACCCCCUCCACCACCUGGACCCCAGGAGGAAGGACUGGCCCCAACUGAAGAGCAGAACCCAAGCUUCAUACCAGUACCCCCUCCCAAAGAAACCUUCUGCACUUUCUAUCAACAGCAACAGAAGAAUGAGCUGAAGAGGCUCUACAGGCACAUGCACCCAGAGCUGAGAAACAAACUAGAGGUGGUUGUGAGCAAGGAGCUGGAGGACAUGAUGAACUCAGACCAAAUCCAAGCCCUGGCAGCCGCUGAAGCUGGGCUUCAGGGGGAGGUUCAGUCCAUGCGUUGGAUAUUUGAGAACUGGAAGUUGGACUCCAUUGGAGAGCACCAUGCUACUAAAAAGAUGCUGGAGGACGAAACUGUCCCUGGUGGAAAUGUGAAGGGCACUUCUUCCCUAUUUGAACACCAGUCCGAACAAAGCACCCUACUCUCCACCUCUAAAACAGCAUGCGAGAACGAUCAAAUAAAAGGAGACGUUCACACGGCUACAUGGCUGUUCGAGACACAGCCGCUGGACUGCUUAAACAAACUGUACCCAGAGGAAGGGGAAAUGGUGGAAGCAGUGCUUAAAGAGCCCAUGCAAAAAGGAGAUGUGAAAGGCGCACGGCUUCUGUUUGAGUCCUGUCCUUUAGAUGCACUGGGGCGCUGCAACUCUGUGGAAGAUCAAAGCAUCCUGAAGCUGAGAUCUGAAAUACAGGAACAGAAAGGGGAUCUUCAAAAAACUGUGAAACUCUUCCAAACAGAGCCUUGCUGUGCCAUUAAGGAUGGCACUGGGAACAUUUAUGAAAUCACGUCCAUAUGCAGAGAGGAAAUUCAGAGUGACAGCGUCAAAACAGCACGCUGGCUGUUUGAGACUCAGCCCUUGGAUUUAAUAAACAGAGACAGAUCAGAGGUCAGGAUCAUUAGGGGAAUCUCCUUGGAAGAGGCACAAAAGGGAGGGGUUGAUAAGAAAAGAUGGAUGUUUGAGACUCAGUCUUUGGACACUAUCCAUGAAAGCAUCCAAGAGGAAAAGUUCCAAGCAAGCACAGAGGUAGUGGAAAGGGUUGAUGUUGAUAACAAACGCAUUCUCUUCGAGACCCAGCCACUGGCUGCACUUAAAGGGGAAUGUUCAAAGGAUACUUUGUCCAAUGAAGAGAUAGUUGGAGGGGAUGUGAGAUCAACUAUGUGGUUGUUUGAAACACAGCCCAUGGAAAACCUUAAGGACAGCUUUGAAGUGGGACAUUUAAAGAAAGUGACUGUUACCGAGGAUGAAAGGGGAACAGUGAAGGAAAGAAAAGAAGUGUUUGAGACAUGCACUCUGGAUAAUAUUUGCAAAGAGGCUUCUCAUGAAGAGAGCAGUUCCAAAGGCCAAGAGAUAGAAAAGGGUGAUGUUAAAUCUUAUAAGCACCUUUUUGAAACGAUUCCUCUAGGCAGUAUUUCUCAUUCUGAGAGUGAAUCUAUUGCCAAGCAGGAAGAAUUGAGGACUGGAAAUGUCAAGGGCAACAGAGCUUUGUUUGAGACCAACCCUUUGUAUGCAAUUAUGGACAGCACUGGAAAUUACCAUGAAGUGACCACAGUAAGCCGGGAGCAGGUUAUCAGUGGAAAUGUACAAAACUACAAGUGGAUGUUUGAGACAAGGUACCUGGACCAGUUUGAGGAAGGAGCAGGGAAAGUUGAGAUCAUCAAAGGCAUCACCAGACAAGAAGUGCAAGCUGGGGAUGUCAAGACAGCCAAAUGGCUUUUUGAGACUCAGCCACUUGACAGUAUCCAUAACCAAAUCAAUCCAACGGAGGAACAGUCAUCUGUCAAAAAGGAGAUUUCAGAAAAGGGGAAUGUCAGGACCUGCAGGUGGCUGUUUGAAACACAGCCCAUGGAUAUUUUAUAUGAGAAAUCUGAGAUGAAACAAGAAGAAGAAACCAUACCGAAAGCUGAUGUGAAAUCUCACACUUGGCUCUUUGAGACCCAACCUUUGGACUCCAUAAAAGAAACGUCCGAGCAGUAUUUGAAGGUAUGCAAUGUAUAUCAAGAUGAUGUAAAUGCAGUCGACGUGAAAACAGUGAAGCAUCUUUUUGAAACAGAAUCUCUAGACAGUCUCGCUGAGCAAGGUGUUAGAUAUGUUAGCAAAGUGGAUGUCCAAUCAGGAGAUGUAUCGCGAGUAAAAGAAAUCUUUGAAACAAAGCCUCUUGACACAAUAGGUACAGCCUCUGUAAAAAUCACAGAAGCUGAAGACAAAGAUGAAAGCAUCCAAUCUGGAUCGGUUCACAAGUUUACCUGGCUUUUUGAAAACUGUCCCAUCGAUACCAUUAAAGAAGUUGAAGAGACCAGUGAAAACGAGCACAUCUUAAGCGAUGUUAAAGGUGGAGAUGUUGGCAAUAAAAAGUUUAUUUUCGAAACCUUUUCCUUGGACCAAAUUCACAAUGAGGACAAGGUGAUGGAAAGCAAGUCAGUUCCCACUGAGGAGCUGCUGAGAAAGGGAGACGUGAAGUCCUGUACAAUGCUCUUUGAAACCCAGCCGCUGUACGCAAUCAGAGAUAAAGAAGGACAGUUUCAUGAAGUCACCACAGUAAAGAAGGAGGAGGUCAUGAGUGGGGAUGUAAGGGGUGCCAGGUGGAUGUUUGAAACAAAGCCGUUAGACACCAUUAAGCAGCAGGAUGAGAUUUUCGUGAUCCGUGCUGUCACACAGGAGGACAUUCAGAAGGGUGAUGUUAAAACAGCUCGAUGGAGGUUUGAGACACAGCCACUGGACUCCCUCACGACUGGAGAAAAGCCUCCAGUAAAGACCGUUGAAGAUGUCCAAGAGGGGGGCGUGCAGUUAAACAAACAACUCUUUGAAUCGCAAGAUGUCAACCAAAAGAAGUAUGUGCGAAUGGUGAGCGUUAGUGAUGUUCAACAAGGUGAUGUCAGGACCUCCACCUGGCUGUUUGAGAAUCAUCCCAUCGACACCCUGAAAGGUGAAUUCCAGGAAAGUGCGUCUGUGCAAACCGUGCACAGAGAAGACAAUCAGAAAGGAGAUGUAAAGAGGUCUACGUGGUUGUUUGAAACGCAGCCAUUAGAUUCUCUCAAAGAGUCUGAACCCAGUGUCAAGGUUCAGGAAGAAAUGCCCCGCGCAGAUGUGAAAAGUACAACCUGGCUAUUUGAGUCGACACCCCUUGAUAAACUUAGUUCAGAAAACACUACUGAAGCUGUGGAAAUGGUGGUGAAGAGCGUGAGAAAGACUUUACAUCGUCUCUACAACUUCAACGCAAUACGGUCCCAUGGUAUUGUUAUUGAAGCCAACACAUGUCGGAAUGUAAAAAUGGCAAAGUAUCAGCUAAUUGAGAGCCAGGGCCCAGUGAUUCAGAAGGAAGAGGUUGUUGAAGGGGACAUUAAAGGAAUAAUGCUGCAGUUGCUGCACAGAACAAAUGUAGAGCCCCAGGGAAUUCUUGUUAAAGAGGAUGAGCAGGGAAAUGUGCAAGUAACAAAACUAGAGCUAUCUGUGAGCCAGCAACAGUCCAGUGCAAGAACUGAAGGGGCGCUGAUAAAGGCAAAUGUAGCUCAAGCUAUUGACAAUCUUCUCAGCCAAGAUACAUCUGUGACAAAAGGAAUCCUAAUCCAAGAAACUGAAAGGGGUCAUGCUGAAAUGACCAUUUAUUCCCUCUUCAGUCACCAGGAAAGCAGGGCAGAAAGCCAAGAGAUUGUCAAAGGUGAUGUGAAAUCCACCAUUGGCAGUCUUCUGGCUACAACACAAGAGCACAAGACUGCUGCCUCAGUCAGACUGGGUCAAAGUGAGAAAGGAAACGUUCACUUAUAUAGGAGCUGUAUUGAGAAGGGAGACCUUAACUAUCUGAAGAACCUUCAGGAGGAAACCUGUGAGGAUGAUACUGAUUCUCCUCCCAAGGAACAGAUUGAAAUUGUCCAAGGGGAUGUGGAGGGAGCUAAAAGGCAUCUCAAUCAACAUAAAGAGCAGGUAGAGAAAUUAGUCAAGGACAUCGUGCCCGGGAACAUUAAAUCCACAAAGCAAGUGUUCUUGUCCGAAAAUGUGUCAGAGCAAAGCAGUGUUCAGAAAGAAGAAAUCUUAGGUGGCGACAUCACUGCUGCUAAGCAAUCACUGGGACAGGCAAUGAGUCAGCCAAUUGUUGUAGAAAAAGAGGAGAUUGUUUCUGGGGAUAUUAAGGCAACACUGCAGUCCCUGGAGCGUGCAAAGAUUCAGAGCAUGCAGCUGGAACGUGAAAUCAUUGUUCCUGGAACAAUAUAUGAUAUAACAGUCCCACUGGAGGAAACAGGUUCCACUACAAAUGGGAAUGAAAAGGCAGAACAAGAGAUUGCCGUAAGAGGAGAUGUAAAGGCUGCUAUUAAAUCUCUGCAGAAUGCUGCAGCAGGGCAGAGACCAGUAGAUAAGGAAGAUAUUGUUCGAGGUGAUUUGCACGCAACUUUUCAGUCUUUGGAGAAAUCAAGCAUUAAUGUUUCUAAAGGAGACUAUAAAGCAGCUAUGAUAUACAAAAAUGCAAGACAGUCUUAUUCAGUUAGCACAAAGAAAAACAACACUGAAUCUGUUGUAGUUUCAGUACCUCCAUCUGACACUGAGCUUCCUCCUCCAGUUGCUGUGACUGACAGGGAACGGCAGCCUUCCACAACACUGAGAGAUGCAACUGUAACCCACACCUGUAAGGAAAGCAAAACUAACGACUCUACCGAUUCUUCCACAACACUGAGAGAUGCAACUGUAACCCACACCUGUAAGGAAAGCAAAACUAACGACUCUACCGAUUCUUCCACAACACUGAGAGAUGCAACUGUAACCCACACCUGUAAGGAAAGCAAAACUAACGACUCUACCGAUUCUUCCACAACACUGAGAGAUGCAACUGUAACCCACACCUGUAAGGAAAGCAAAACUAACGACUCUACCGAUUCUUCCACAACACUGAGAGAUGCAACUGUAACCCACACCUGUAAGGAAAAUAAAACCAACGACUCUACCGAUUCUUCCACAACACUGAGUGAUGCAACUGUAACCCACACCUGUAAGGAAAACAAAACCAACGACUCUACCGAUACUUCCACAAUGGUGAAACAAAGAGUUUCUCAGACCCCUCCUCCUCUCCCUCACAAGACUUGUGAAAAAGCACCAUCCUCUAAGCCAGCUGUUCCCCCAAAACCAGAACACUUGGCUGCAGGCUCCUCUGCUGCACAAGCAAAGAGACCUAUUCCUCCACCAAAGCACCUUAGACAAGAGCAGCUAGCUCCAACAAUUCCUCCAAAAGCCCAACAACAGCUGCCAGCAAAGUCCACUCCACCUCCUUUACCUCCUAAGCCUCCGUGCUAUCAGGAGACCACAAUGACCAAAUCUGUAGAGACAUCUGAAGAGGAGUCUUUGCGUGCAAAGGUCUCACGGAACUCCAAACACAUGGAGAUGCACUGUGAGGCAUCCGGGGUUCAGUGUGUCAUUGGAAGUGCAGCUGUUAGUACCAAAAAAGUCAUUAAAACCCCACUUCAGCUAGCAGAGGAGAAGUAUAAGCAUAGGAAGGAAGACCAAAGCAAAGACAAUACUUCUAAUGAAGAGCUGACACAGAAGGGGUCAAAGCCUUCAACUGUAAACCCUGAGUCUCGUGGUAAAGUAACUGAGAAGAUUGAGCAUGUGCCCCACAAAACCCAAGCCACUGAAGAAUUGCAAGGAUUUAUGCCGUCUUAUUCUGAUGAUAGCACAAUCGCAAAUGAAAUGCAUCCAAGUUUUCAAACUGCUCUUCAGAGCUUUGAUGGAAGGAAGACUGGCUUUGUGCAUGUAAGACCACCCUCUGAAACAAAUAAAGGUGUCUUUGUGACUGCUCCUGCAUUGCGAAAGAAAGUAAAUAUCUCCCAAGCAAAUGCAACUAACAGAAUUUGUAAGUCAGAGGAAAAAAGAUGCACAGAACAAGAGGAGUCUAGUACACAGCACAAGUAUAAACAGGCUCGACAGCAUACUGCUGAAGCUACCAGCUCUGAGCAAGACACCAAGCUUCAGUCUGAAAUCCAUACACCAUCAGUGCAGAUGAGCGUCAAUUGCCAGCCUGAAGAACAGAUUGAGCAACAAGAAAACAAGGUUGUUUUAAGAAAGAAGAAAACUGGAAGAGAGACUGAAGAUGAGCGACGCCAAAGGCUAUCAUUCCACAGGGAUGAAAUAAUAAGAGGAAACGUCAGCGCAGCAAUGGAUAUUUUUGAAAACUUGAGGAAACGGGAGGAACUUCAGAUAAUUCUGUCAAAAGUUGAGGAAUUUGAAGGGGAGACUUUUAAGGUUGAUGUGAGAUCACUGAAGAACUUCUUUGAGAACGUACCUGAAUGGAUUGUGGUUCCCAGCGACAAGGUCAGGCAGAUUAAACCAAAAGUGCAAAAGAAAGUUGAAAGGAUUGAGCCAAAGAAAGAUGAUACAGAAAGCACUUCUUCUGUGGAGCUUGUAUUUGAGGAUCUUGAAAGAGCAAGUGCGGAAAUAAUUCACCUGAAGGAACAGACAUUAGCAAGACUUAUGGACAUAGAGGAAUCCAUUAGGAAGGCUUUAUUUUCCGUCUCUAAUUUGAAAUCGGAGUCUGACAUUGCUGGGCUCUCGGGUCUAUUCAAAGAGUCUUUGGGAAGCGAGCAAUGCUCAUCCUCCUCCACUAAUAUUAGGAAGAUUAGUAUCAGCACCAGCAAAGCCAAAAUGGAAAAUACAAAUCAGGUCUCAGGAAGACAUAGGGAAGAAGAUGUUGUGUUACGGGAGAAGUCAGACCAGGUGCAAAAGCCAACACUAGAAAUCCCAACCAGUAAACCCCGAGCCAGUUCUCCAUCAUCACCUUCUUAUAUCUCAAUUCAAUCAGCCGCUAGAAAAACGAAGGUGGCCCCGCCUGAAAAACAAGGUGCGGCUGGCUUACCACAAAAUAAGUCUUCAAAUACAAGGCCUGAGGGGAGUGAACCUAGAAAUGGUGACAUCAGGAGACACGCAGAUCCUUUACAGCAGGCAACCCUGAACAAUGUAUGCAGCCCACUGAACGCAAGGAGACAGAAAAGCGUGCUUGAGUUGAAAACAGUUCCUGAAGCCGCAGGAAGAGUUGGCACAAAGACCGUCACCGAAAAAUACGAAGAAACGGAUUGUUUUGGGAACAAGAUCAUUACAUCCACGACCUCCACGACUGUCACCAAGCAGUCAGAAACGAACACCUCCUCCACAUACGAGGUGGUUGCCAACCCAGCUGUGUAUGAAGUCAUUGCAUCCCCUCUUGUGAAAAGACCCCUUCGCCACUCAGCAGAAAACAGAGUCAAUGAAGGCGGUGUGGUGUGUGUUAAGUUUGCUACACCAAAAGCAGGCAAGAAUCUGCAUUAAUAAUACUUUAGCGCAUAGGCUGCUAGAAGAUUCCUUUGAAUAUGUAUGUAAUCAUCUGCAGAUUCAUGUGUUUUAAAAUAUAUAUCAUACUGUAAAUGUUUCAGUAUCACUGCUAGACAUGUUUCAUAUUCUUACUUUAAUUUAAGAUGUUCUGUAAACUUUUAUUUAUAGACUUACAUGACGAUUUUCAUUAUGUUACGGACAGCUUUUCCUGUUUUUUUUGUAUUGUUACAAACAUAUUAUUAAAUCUUUAAAAAUA